CCCAACUCCCAACCGAAACACCUCUGGAAUCCAAACCCACUUUCCUCUAUUUCUCUUCAUCUCCAUUAAAGAGCUUUCCGAAUCUCAGAUUCAUCCCUUGGCACACAUCUGAGCUCUCUCUGGAGAAACCAAACUAGGGAGGGUAGUGUUUCUGGGUCCAAGUCAAGAAGUCGGAAAACCCAGUUGAUUGUAAUCUCUACAAGUCAAUCAAUGUCGAGCUGCGUCGUGGAUCUCCCUGAAGAUAUUAUACUCAACAUUCUGUGCCGGUUGCCGGUCAAAACUUUGAACCGGUUCACUUGUGUCUCGAAACGGUGGCGUUCUGUUAUCAUUUCCUGAUCCUAAAUUUGGAAAAUCUCACUUCCAACUUGCUUCUCAGCAGAAAGUCCUCCUCACCUCCUACCCUGCAGUCAAAUGUUAUGAAACUGAUCACAGCAAUCCGGUGUUGACUUUAGGAAUAGCCCAAGUCUUCUUUAUUUUCUGGAAUAGCCCCAUGACGGGCUUGGUAUCAGAGCCCACAUCAUGGGGCCGAGGAGCACUGGAAUCCACCACCAUACUCGUCAGCACCGCCGCGUCCACCUGACCUGGAUGAAUGGAAGAGGAAGAGGAUCCAAAUCUCAAGAGAAGAGACAGCUGCGUGGCGCCGUGACUUUGAGAAAACUAUGGCGUCGUUCCGAUCUGAGAUAAUAAACGAGUUGCGGCAAUUUCGAUUGGAGCGACCGGCUCAGGUGAUGGAGCCUUCGGUGCCGACUUCUUCCGUACCGAUCACAUCUCUGCCAGUGACUCAUCCUGUGUCUUCGGUGAUGCACCCACAGUUGUACAUGAUGCCGUCGCCACCACCACCACCGGCCAUGGCAGAUCCCUACCUUUACCAGCAGCAACAACUACCACCUCUAUCGUCGUCUAAACCACCAGUCCCUCAGUCGCAACACGCAGAUCCCUAUCUCUACCAGCUGCGACAACCACCACCUUCUCCGCCGCCUAGACCAUCAGUCACCGUCCAUGCGUUGGGUGAGUCACCAUCCCCAGCCCACAUGAGGUACACCUACCACUCGCUCUCAAAUGGUGAUUUCAAUCAAAAUAGGAACCAGAAACAACAACAUUUCUCUUUGAAUGAUGAUUGUGGUGCUUUGAGCCCUGUGUCUAUUGCAAAAUUGACUGGUAUUGAUGAGAAAUUAGAUAUGGGGGAGGGAGAGAGUCUUGAUACGAUAGCAGAGGUGAAUAGUGGAGAUGGUAGAGUGUUCAAUCAGCUUGAGAGUGUUACUGUUAAGCAAGAUGAUUGGGGACCAAGUUUGUGUGGGAAAAGAAUGGAAUACCAUGCACUCUACAUGUUUGAUAAAAUGCCACAAUCAGAUGGGAUGUGUAAUGCAGGAAGGACCAUUAUUGCUCCUAUGAGCAUUCGAGACAAAGGUGGAGGACUCACUACUCAUCGUGAAGUUGUUGAUGCUUCUGAUGAGAUGGCGAUAUGUUCUGUCAGUGCUAAGCAGGACGAUGGUGGUUUCGUUGAAGGUAAGAAGCAGGUGCCAAAAUUGAGUGUGGAGGCAUUGAUGGUAUCUGUGAUCCCUGGAGAUGUGGGAAAGCCAACUGUGAAAUUAGAUAAAGUUCUGGUUCGAGAUGGGAGCUGUAGAUGGGAAAAUCUGGUUUAUGAAACGGUUAAAUUCGACCGGGAGCCAAGAACCGGGAAGAGCAAGGAGAGACUCUAUAGUUUUGUUCUUUCAACUGGAUCUUCUAAAGCAAGUGUUCUUGGGGAGGUUUCUCUUGAUUUUGCCGAGUAUUCCGUUGAUUUUGCCGAGUAUUCCGAGGCUACUAAAGCUUCAUCUGUGUAUCUUCCUCUUAAGAAUUCAAGUGCAGUAUUGCAAAAGUUGCAAGCAAAUUCUGAUCAGAGAGAGGUAGAAGGCUGUGAAGAUGCCAAAGUUAAAUCUCAGGAUAAUAGCUUGAAGAGACACUUGAGCAAUAAUGAUGCAGAUGAAAGCGUUUUGGUUGAUAAGAUGACCAAUUGGACCACUCAAAAUGUUGAGUGCAACGACACGACCUCUAUUGGAUCAGACAUUACAUUGUCCAGUUCCGACAGCAGCUCCGGACUCGAUACUUCUCGAGAGCUUGUACUGAGAAACAUUAUCAUUUGUCACGACCCUUCCAACUAUCUAUCAUCACCAAAUCAGCCCUCAAUACCACACAGACCUGAAGUUUAUGGCUCGACAAAUAAUGAGCAAAAGCAAUCACGUGGGAGUGGUCUGCAGAUUCUGAACAUGGAGUAAGUAGUGAUGGUUCUACUUCAACUUCUGCUGCUAAUGUUGUGUAUGAUUCUGAUUCUCUUCCUAAAGUGGUUCCCCAACUCCAGGUUCAAGAACCUAGAAAUGCAGAACUAAAUCCUCGCAAAGAUGUAGAGAGCUCUUAUUUGAGACAAGAAAACUAGAGAAUAAACAUAAAAAGCAUAAAUUCAAGGAAAUGUUGAAAGCUAGAGCUGCAUGCACUUCCCAUUGCUGGUUUGAAGGGUGAUAUAUUGCAAUUGUUGCAGGAUAAUAAUGUUCAAGUAGUCUGUGGGGAAAUGGGAUCAGGAAAAACAACUCAGGUUCCACAAUUUAUAUUGGAUGACAUGAUCCAGUCAGGACGUGGUGGACACUGUAACAUUAUAUGCACACAACCAUGGAGAAUAGCGGCUAUUUCUGUGGCCAACAGAGUCGCUGAUGAGCGUUGUGAACCUUCACCUGGUUCAAAUGGUUCUUUGGUUGGUUAUCAAGUGCGCCUUGAUAAUGCAAGUAAUGAAAAGACUAAGCUUCUGUUUUGCACGACAGAUAUUCUUCUGAGAAAAUUUGUGGGAGACAGAAACUUGACUGGAAUUACUCAUGUCAUAGUUGAUGAAGUACACGAGCGGUCUCUUUUGGGUGAUUUCCUACUCAUAGUUUUGAAGAAUCUGAUUGAGAAGCAAUCAGCUCUUAACACACCAAAACUGAAAGUUAUUCUAAUGUCUGCAACUGUUGAUUCCAAUUUGUUUUCAAA
Messenger RNA from Rosa chinensis, 2997 nucleotides. RefSeq lists its product as uncharacterized. Bases 660 to 2255 code for a protein of 531 amino acids. The transcript is spliced from 2 exons. The record is from RefSeq and is a predicted model, not a curated record. Lineage: Eukaryota; Viridiplantae; Streptophyta; Magnoliopsida; Rosales; Rosaceae.